UUGGCGUUGACAAUUCCCCAUGUCAACCGACUGUCACUGACGUCACGCUAUGCGGGGUGCAUAAUGCGAUAAACCGGUAUCGAAAAGGCCCCAAUUUAGCAAUAAACAAAUUAGUUAAUUUGGCCGCAGCGACCAACUCGCAGUAUUUCGCGUCCGUGGUUUCCGGCGCUUUCGCACCCAUUUUGCGCGAUUUGUGAUGUGUUCAUUUUUAUCUAUGGGCGUGGUGAACCAACAGAGGUGAAUGAGUGAAGUGCUGAAUAAUUGAAAUGUUCAUGCAGGAAAACUGCUAGGGUAAACUAAUGAAUUGGUCGUUUCCGCUCCAUCGCAAGUGAGCUUUGAAACGAAGAUGGAUAGCCAAGGCAGGAAAGUGAUAGUGUGUGACAAUGGCACGGGGUUCGUCAAGUGCGGGUACGCCGGAAGCAACUUCCCCGCGCACAUUUUUCCCUCAAUGGUCGGGCGGCCGAUUAUCAGGGCGGUGAACAAGAUCGGGGAUAUUGAGGUUAAGGAUUACCAUGUAGAUGACUUGAUGGUGGGAGACGAAGCCUCUGCCCUAAGAUCGCUCCUCGAAGUAAACUAUCCCAUGGAAAAUGGCGUCGUGCGGAACUGGGAGGACAUGUGCCAUGUGUGGGACUACACAUUCGGGCCGCGAAAAAUGAACCUGAACCCAACCGAAGCCAAAAUCCUAUUAACUGAGCCCCCCAUGAACCCCACCAAAAACAGGGAAAAGAUGAUUGAGGUUAUGUUCGAAAAGUAUGGAUUCGCAGGGGCGUAUAUUGCGGUUCAAGCCGUAUUAACGUUAUACGCGCAGGGGCUUUUGUCGGGUGUCGUGGUCGAUUCUGGCGAUGGAGUCACCCAUAUUUGCCCGGUUUAUGAAGAAUUCGCUCUGCCGCAUUUAACUCGACGUCUAGAUAUAGCGGGCCGAGACAUCACCCGGUAUUUAAUUAAACUGUUGCUGCUGAGGGGCUACGCGUUUAACCAUUCCGCCGAUUUCGAAACAGUUAGAAUCAUGAAAGAGAAACUAUGUUACAUUGGCUAUGACAUAGAAACCGAGCAACGCUUGGCCCUCGAAACCACAGUCUUGGUGGAGCCGUACACUCUCCCAGACGGGCGCGUUAUCAAAGUCGGCGGUGAAAGAUUCGAAGCACCAGAAGCCCUCUUCCAGCCCCAUUUAAUAAACGUGGAAGGACAGGGCAUAGCCGAACUCGUUUUCAACACCAUUCAGGCCGCAGACAUCGACAUGAGGCCCGAGCUUUACAAGCACAUAGUCCUUUCAGGGGGUUCCACCAUGUAUCCAGGUCUUCCAUCACGCCUCGAGCGUGAAAUUAAGCAAUUGUAUUUAGAGCGCGUACUUAAAAAUGACAUAGAAAAGUUAAAUAAGUUCAAAAUCAGGAUCGAGGAUCCGCCGAGGCGCAAAGAUAUGGUGUUCAUAGGAGGCGCCGUUCUAGCCGAAGUCAUGAAAGACAGGGACGCGUUCUGGAUGUCGAAGCAGGAGUACGAGGAGCAGGGCUUGAAGGUUUUGAAGAAACUGGGCCCCAGGUCGGCGUAAAUUCAUGUGCUAUAGCUUUAAUUGCUGUAGUGGGGGUCCGUCGCUCUGAGGCGCCCACUAAGUUUAAAUUUGUUUAUACACAUAUUAUUCAAUUUGAUUUGUACGAAUGAAACAUUUUUAUUAUUUUCAUACUUUAAAUUAAUAAUAGGAGUGAAUUGAUAGCUUGUUUUAAUAAACUAAACUUUUAAGUA
This is a messenger RNA of Zophobas morio, 1737 nucleotides long. RefSeq names its product actin-related protein 2 (gene Arp2). Gene Ontology annotation, cellular component: Arp2/3 protein complex; actin cortical patch. Gene Ontology annotation, molecular function: actin filament binding. The record is from RefSeq and is a predicted model, not a curated record. NCBI's taxonomy places the organism in Eukaryota, Metazoa, Arthropoda, Insecta, Coleoptera, Tenebrionidae. Bases 347 to 1546 code for a protein of 399 amino acids. The transcript is spliced from 8 exons. Gene Ontology annotation, biological process: Arp2/3 complex-mediated actin nucleation.